AUGGAGUCUGAAAUCCAGGCGCAGAUCCCUGGCAUCGACCAUGUGAUAUCAGAAUACUCAGUGGGCUAUCUGACUCACGCAUCCAAGGCCUAUGUCGAGGAUGUGGAGUCCUCCGCUCAAUCACCAUUAUCAGAAGCCGCGGAAACUGUAACUUCAUUGCUGCUCUCUGCCUCUGGAAAUUUUACUCCUGAAAACGAAAUCGCAAUUCGAAACUUAGUGGAAAAAUUCAUUUCCUCUCUGAGCGCUGCAAAUGGCGUGGAUGCUGAGCGCAGGCAGAUGCCAUUUGCCGCAAAGAAGCUUGAUCAGACAAUUCAUGUCGGAUCGCAGAGAAACAUCUCCUCAACCCUUGGGUUAACAGGAGUGUCCGUUGACCUUGAAGCCGCGGCUUCUAGAAAGGUUGAGUCUCGAGUGGACAAGAAGAAAUUGGAAAAGGCAGAACGGAAAAUCAGAGCCAAACAAGAUAAGAAGACCAUGAAGAACGUUGAAUAUGAGGCAUCAAAACUACUCAAUGAGCCCGAUAGUACCCAGUCCUACGAAGAAUUCUUCAUGGCAGUUAAUCCUUUGCAAUUGGGCUCAGAUGCGCAGUCAAAGAGCAAAGACAUCAAGGUCGAUGGAAUCGACGUCUCCAUUUCGGGAACGCGAAUAUUGACCGACACUUCCCUAACUCUGGCGUAUGGGCGGCGGUAUGGCUUGGUUGGUCAGAACGGUAUCGGAAAGAGUACACUCUUGCGGGCCCUGAGCCGUAGAGAAGUUGCCAUCCCAACUCACAUCUCCAUCCUUCACGUCGAGCAAGAGAUACGGGGCGAUGAUACCCCGGCCUUGCAAGCCGUCCUUGACGCUGACGUUUGGCGCAAGCGCCUUUUGGCGGAUCAAGAUAAAAUUGUGGCUCAACUUGCAACAAUAGACACAGAAAGGUCAACAAUGGCUGAUACGUCCAAAGAUGCAAUCAAACUGGAUCAAGAACGCGAGGCGCUUGAUACCACACUUGCAGACAUCCAUGCCAAAUUAGCAGAGAUGGAGUCCGACAAAGCCGAACCUCGCGCAGCUAGUAUUCUUGCAGGUUUGGGAUUUUCCCCCGAACGUCAACAAUAUGCGACAAAAACCUUCUCUGGAGGUUGGCGAAUGCGUUUGGCCUUGGCUCGUGCGCUGUUCUGCGAACCGGACCUUCUGUUACUUGACGUCUUGGUUGUUUCGCACGACAGGGCUUUCCUCAAUGAAGUGGCGACGGACAUUAUCCAUCAACACUCCGAGAGACUAGACUACUACAGGGGCGCCAAUUUCGAUUCGUUCUAUGCUACUAAGGAAGAACGGAAGAAGAAUGCCAAGAGAGAAUAUGAGAACCAAAUGGCACAGAGAGCCCAUUUGCAAGGUAUCUUCAUUCGAGUAACCAAGUUGGUGGGGAAUCAUUUGCUGAUUUUACCGCUUCUAGCCUUCAUUGAUAAAUUCAGAUAUAAUGCUGCCAAAGCUGCUGAAGCUCAAUCCAGAAUCAAAAAGCUUGAGCGGAUGCCUGUUCUCGCGCCUCCUGAGAGCGAAUAUGUCGUCCACUUUAAGUUUCCAGAUGUCGAGAAAUUAUCGCCCCCAAUCGUGCAAAUGACUGAAGUUUCUUUUGGGUAUACCAAAGAUACAACACUACUCAAGAAUGUCGACCUUGAUGUGCAGUUAGAUUCGAGAAUCGGCAUUGUUGGACCCAAUGGUGCUGGAAAGACAACGGUUUUGAAACUCCUUACCGGUCAGCUCGAACCUUCGUCGGGACUUAUCUCUCAACACCCCAGACUUCGGAUUGGAUUUUUUGCGCAACACCACGUCGACGCGUUGGACAUGAAUACAAGCGCAGUUGGCUUUAUGGCUAAGAACUACCCAGGGAAGACGGACGAGGAAUACAGACGGCAUCUCGGAGCAUUCGGAAUUACUGGCAUGACUGGCCUUCAAAAGCUUGAGUUCCUAUCCGGAGGUCAGAAGUCCCGUGUGGCAUUUGCAUGCAUAUCCCUAACAAAUCCCCAUAUCUUGGUGCUUGAUGAACCGUCCAACCAUCUUGAUAUCGAAGCCAUGGAUGCACUUUCUGAAGCACUUCAGAAUUUCCAAGGAGGAGUCUUGAUUGUUUCUCACGAUGUAACUCUACUCCAAAAUGUUUGCACCAGCCUUUGGGUUUGUGACAAGGGGUCAGUUGAGAAGUUUUCUGGAGAUGUCAAUGCGUACAAGAAGAGGAUUUCAGAGCAAGCCAAUGCAGCUGGUGUUGCUGCUGCGCACUGA
Uncinocarpus reesii 1704 is the source of this 2250-nucleotide messenger RNA. Its product is annotated as protein GCN20. The transcript is spliced from 7 exons. Bases 1 to 2250 code for a protein of 749 amino acids. Lineage: Eukaryota; Fungi; Ascomycota; Eurotiomycetes; Onygenales; Onygenaceae. Gene Ontology annotation, molecular function: ATP binding; ATP hydrolysis activity. The record is from RefSeq and is a predicted model, not a curated record.